CUCGUGGGUUUAGAUAACAUUGUUACGGGUCUUAUUCCUCCAAAGCAAAGAGAAUCCACUUCUCUAAGAUUCAGCAACAGGAAGGAAAUUGGAUUUCCUUUACAAAGUCCCACCAUUAUUAUCAAAAUUUCUCAGGUCGUUGAAUAGAAAUAUUCUGAAAUGGGUUCGUUUUGUUGAUGGGUUUUGCAGCCCAAAGGCUGCUUCCAAAUGGGUAUUGAGGUUGUGCUUUGAUGGGUUUUGAUGAAUGGUGAAGAUUACUUUCAAUUGCUAGAAUUUGGCCCUUCUUAUAUUUGUUCACAAAUUGAUUGAUUAUUAUUUCUGGGUUUGAGAAAUUAGUCUCUGAACUCGGGGGAAAAAAAGGGUAAAAAAAAAAAGGCUUCACGAGUGUUGGUAUCUUGGAGACUUCAAAGCUGCAAAUUGUGACGGAAGAAAGUCUAUUUUUUUGUUGUGUUUCGGUUUCGGUUUCGAUUCUCUGGAAGUUGUUUCAACUAACUUUAUACUUUGGGAUAGCUUGUUACUCCAAAAACUUUAGAGGGGUUUUGCAUUCUAAGUUCAGGCAUUUUGUUUCUUGAUUUGUGGUUCAUGGGAAUUGUUGGCGCCAGGUUUUUGGUGCUGAGGAUCGAAACAAAUAGGAAACUUUGCUUGGUGGAGUUAGGGUAAUGUUUUGUGUGUGGAAAGGAGAGCAGAAAUGGAUUUCUUUCUUGUUGUGGCUGCUGCUGGUGCUGGAUAUUUGGCCAAGUAUUGGCAGAGCAUUCCGAGAGAUCGAGAUAGGGAUAGUUUAAAUUUGUUACAGUCGUCUUCUGGGGAUGCAAAUUUUAAGAAACCUGAAUCCCCAGGCUGUCCGUUACGUAGUUUGGAACGUAGAACGAAACUACGAGGCAAUGUAGCUAAAGAUAAGACGGGAUCUGACAAAUCACUUUCGGAUAUUAGCUCGUUAGAUGAUGCUUCAGGAACGGAAGUCGCUUCUACUAGUGGGACCUUGGAAACUUACCAGGAUUCAGAUAUACUUUCGGUAUCAAAUUUGCAGUCAGGAUUCUCAAGCAUUGAAAACCUUAAAAAUGACGAGGGUGGAAAUAGAUCAGCUGGUAAUGUUAGUGAUAACUGUGGUGAUUUAUCAUUCAACCCAUCUGCUGAAGAAGUGGAUUCUUUUAAUGAUUCAAUGAGGAAAAGAAGCCCUCUUAGAACUAAACUUUCUCACGCACAUUUUAUUAAACCAAUGAGUUCAUUGGAGAGUUGCCUUUUGGCUCAAUUAUACAAGGAACAUGCUGAAAUGGCAGAGUAUGUGCUUAGUUCCCUUCCAUCCCCAGCCACACCAACUAUGAGGACAUUGUUUGUGACGGAUGGAAGCCGAGUAAUCAGCCGUGCAUACAAUGAUUCUUUGAGUGCUCUAAUGGGAUCCAGGGAAAGUAAGCUGAAUAAGGAAGCCCGCUUAGAAAAAAAUGAAAAAAUAUACGGGGUUCCUCCACUGCCAAAAGUUGGGUAUUUGGACCCUACCAAGAAGAUGAAAGCCAAGACAGGAAAGGGGAAGAGAGGAGAAUUGAGCAGUUCUACUAAAAUGACCAACGGAAAAGACUUCCAUUCUCAAGGUUCACUUUAUGGAACAUUUUUAUUCUUUAUUGGGAUGUCCAUUGGCAUGCUAUCUUCUUUCAUGACGAGUAAAAGUGAAGUUGACAAGUUGAAGGAUUUGUUGAAGCAAACUGAGAACUUAGUUCAAGAUUUACAAGAGGAACUUGAGAUGAAAGAUUCCUUGACGGUGAAAGAGCUGGCUAAUGAGACUUAUGAAUCUCAGGGUGCAUGUGAUAAUUCCAUUUCUAAACUGGCCCUGAACAAAAUUCCCUCCGAACAAAAUAUUUACUGUUCUACCAGAGAGAGUGAAGAUUCUCAUUGUCAGAAAGCGAAUGAGAAUUCAGAAUCUAUAAGUAAAAUUGAAGCAGAGCUUGAAGCUGAACUAGAGAGGCUUGGCCUGAAUAUGAACGUAUCAACUCUGGAGAGAAGAUUGUCUGAAGUUGUUGAGCUUGACGCGGACUUUGAGGCGGACUUUGCUCAAGGCGAGUUGAGAGUUGACACGCUUGGAGGAGAAGUUGCCAAAUCCAAGUCGAAUGAAGAUGGGGCUAGCACCUCCACGACACAUCACUCGGGGAACCAUGCAGUUUCUCCGAGAGAGCUUAGCUUGCGCUUGCACGAGGUCAUUCAAUCAAGGCUUGAAGAACGUGUAAAUGAGCUUGAGAUAGCACUUCAGAACAGCCAGAGGAAGAUAAAAAUUAUGGAAUCUGGGCGUAAAAAUCGGGGAGAGUUCUCGAACGGUCGACUAAGAUAUUUGUCAUCGCAGGAAAGUCCAAUUGCUAGAGAAGAUUAUAAUUCCAUGUCUCACCCACCUCUAGUCAUUAAUUUAUCAGGGGAAGCUAUCGAUGCUUACAAUGAGGCUCAUGAAGAGCUGAUGAAGAUGAGUGACUCAGAAGAAGAAGAUUCACCUCGCGGGAUCUAUGAAGACAUUCAUUACUCUCACUCCGCAAUCCCCGAGGAAAAGUCACUAGGUGAAUUGUUUCCCAACAGUUUAAGAAUGCAGGAAGAACACAUCUCCUUGGUUCUCGGAUCAAAUGACACCUCCAACAGUGGGGACGAGAUUAGUGAUUGCAAGGAUGAGAUGGAAAAGGAAUUGAUAAAGCAGAUUGUGGAGAGAACCAAGAAAGGCUCUCCUGUAGUUUUGAAUGCACAAAGGCUGCUGUUUUCAAUGGAUGAAAAUGAGCUUUUAAACGAAAAGAAGUUUUGAUUUUUGCAAUCUAAUGUACAUAGAUCUCUCUUUAUUUUGAUGUACUCUAUUAUUUGCCGCAAUUGUAUUUUUGGUCCUUCAGAGCUUCUACAGAAACUUUUUCAAGACUUUUGAUUCAUAUAAA
Morus notabilis is the source of this 2894-nucleotide messenger RNA. RefSeq lists its product as uncharacterized. Gene Ontology annotation, biological process: asymmetric cell division. Lineage: Eukaryota; Viridiplantae; Streptophyta; Magnoliopsida; Rosales; Moraceae. The record is from RefSeq and is a predicted model, not a curated record. The coding region runs from base 689 to 2770 and encodes 693 amino acids. The transcript is spliced from 5 exons.